AUGUCAGUGGAGCAAUUCUCACAGCUUUCUCUCGAGGAGGCCAUGGUGACUACUCGAGCUGGGGCCGCCAAGGCAUCAAGGAAGGGAACUCCACCUCAGCAUCUUGAUCAAGACUCACCUCUGCCUUCCGUCGAACCAGUCUCGCCAGUAUCACCUACCCCUUCUCUGGUCAUAUCCACGAACAAUCUGAGCUACAAUGUCUCCUCAUUCGAUACCAAUCAACGUCGAAGGGUCAAGCGAGGACUACAAGACAGUGGAAUCCGAAUGAAGUAUUGUACAACUAACGUCGACGACGAAGACCCAAGCAUCCAGACACAGUACUUCUACAUCAACGACGAUGUCGAAGUCGCGAUGGGUGGAAAGCUUCGCAGGCCUCGAUGUUCAUGUGGAGCUAAUGAGAACGGUGUUGCUUGCAAGCACAUCUAUUGGGUUGGUGAUCAUGUUAUCUCCACCGUCCCAGACGUCGUCAAAGACCAGCCCUUACAACUCUCUACAGAUGGAUCAACUUUCCAGCACGUAAAGCCAGCAGAUGUGCUACGUAGAAAAGGCCUAGAAGAUGUCGCUGACGAUCUGGACUGGGUCUAUGAGGACGAGGAUGUACCCGAAGACGAAGACGACAUCAAAGAAACAGUUAUCAGUAUGCUCUCGGUCUUUGAACCCCAGGAAGCAUUGCCAGAGGAAUUCAAGUGUCCGGAGUCGCCUCUUACAUCUGAACGCUCGAAGAAGUAUCAAGAGCUUGCUGCUUUGUUCACUCAGUACGCAACUAGGGAUCCUGGACUUUUCCUGCAAAUGCGCGACAUCAUCGAUCCCAACUUCCAGAGUCGUGUGUUUUUCGAGAAGAUCGAGAAUCGUAUUACUCAGACGUUCAGUGCCUUGGACGAGUACAUCACGCAUGGUCCUACAUAUGCUUCUGUAUAUGCACUGCGAUUUGACCUGCCAACCACUGCGAAAAAGCUCAGAGGUCUGGUAAAGGCUAUCAACGACUUCAUUGAGCAACAAGUUGAGGAUGAUCCUGACUUCAAGAACAUCGCAAUCCGGGCAGCUGCAGCAUUAGUUCGGAUUCUCGACCUUGUCACGGAUCGCAAUGUCGAUGCUUACGAGAGCAUCACAUGGGGUAUGCGACCUGGUAGCCCGAGUGAGAACAACCUGUACUACGCCCUCAUAGGCAAGCCAACAACCGGCACCUCAUUUUUUGUGCUCAACGCACUCCAUUCGCUGCCCCACGAAGAUGUCAUCCGCAAUCACUGGGCGACCUUACAGGGCAUCGAAACAAAGCUCGUUCAGCAUGACGCACCUAUCGAUUACCUGAACGCGUUCCGUCAGGUCGUGCACGACAAUCGCAAGAGGGCUGCUUCAGAGCUCCGCGGUGGCCAGCUCAAGAGACCCGCUUCCUGA
Molecule: messenger RNA, 1395 nt
Organism: Macroventuria anomochaeta
Lineage: Eukaryota; Fungi; Ascomycota; Dothideomycetes; Pleosporales; Didymellaceae
Exons: 2
Coding region: 1-1395 (464 amino acids)
Molecular function (GO): zinc ion binding
Source: RefSeq, a predicted model, not a curated record